Messenger RNA from Aspergillus tanneri, 1761 nucleotides. Its product is annotated as MDR family MFS transporter. The coding region runs from base 1 to 1761 and encodes 586 amino acids. NCBI's taxonomy places the organism in Eukaryota, Fungi, Ascomycota, Eurotiomycetes, Eurotiales, Aspergillaceae. Gene Ontology annotation, biological process: transmembrane transport. The record is from RefSeq and is a predicted model, not a curated record. Gene Ontology annotation, molecular function: transmembrane transporter activity. The transcript has 2 exons.
AUGGCAGAAAAUCAUAAAGUCGGCUCCAAGAAAAAAUUGCCCAUAUCUGCAGCUGCUGACGAGUCUACAUCUGCGACCAACAAAAAGGAUGGUACUGAGAAUGAGAAUAAAAAGCAGAAUGAGUCUGCGCCUCGCGUUGAAGACGCAAGGGAGGCGGUUGAGGCUCCCACAGCAGACGAGUAUCCUCACGGUCUAAGUCUAUUCUUUAUUGUGGUGGCCAUCAUGCUCGCCACAUUCAUUAUAUCUCUUGAUCAAGUGAGCAGCCUCUACUCUACCCCGAAUAAUCUAUCUAUACACACUCUAACUUGCCAGACAAUUGUCGGUACAGCAAUCCCGAAAAUCACUGACCAAUUCCAUGGCCUCGACAAAGUAUCUUGGUACGGCUCAGCAUACUUCAUGACUUUCGGUGGCUUCCAGACCCCGUUGGGCAAAGCAUACAGGUACUUUAAUCUGAAGACGACAUUCCUCAUUUCACUUUAUAUUUUCGAAAUUGGCAGCCUCAUAUGCGGCGUGGCGCCAAAUUCCAACGCUUUGAUUGCCGGACGAGCGAUUGCUGGCCUGGGUGGUGCAGGUAUGGCGACGGGUGGUUUCACAAUUAUCGCUUUCUCUUCCGAACCCAGGAGACGGCCUCUAUUUACGGGCUUGGUCGGAUCUGCCUAUGGUUUGUCUGCUGUAGCUGGUCCGCUCAUUGGCGGUGCUUUUUCAGACAAAGUUUCCUGGAGGUGGUGCUUCUACAUCAAUCUGCCGGUUGGAGGUCUUGCAGCCGCGAUCAUUUUGAUCUUCUUCCACACCCCGAAUGGGGCCAAGCCGGUAAAGGCGUCAUUGAAAGAGAAGGUUCUAAAUAUGGAUCUUGUUGGCGUAACUUUGCUCAUGUGCCUUAUCAUCUGUUUCAUCCUAGCCCUCCAGUACGGAGGACAAACAAAAGCAUGGAACUCAAGUGAUGUAAUCGGUCUACUCAUCGGCUUUGUCGCCAUUCUCAUCGCCUUGGUUAUUUGGGAGUAUCGCCAGGGUGAGCGUGCCAUGCUUGUGGGGCGCUUGCUCAAGAGACGUUCUCUCUGGGCUCCUUCAACAUACAUGUUCUUCUUUGCUGGCUCUUAUUUCAUCCUCCUCUACUAUCUCCCAACCUACUUCCAAAGCAUCGACGAUACCAGCCCUGUCGGGUCAGGAGUGCGGAACUUGCCUAUGGUAGUCACAUUCAGUAUUGCAGCUAUCGUUGCAGGCGCGUUCGUUGAAAGAACGGGUAUUGCAACGCCAGUUAUGCUUGUGGGUGCUGCUAUCGCAACUGUUGGAACCGGCUUAAUCUACACAUGGGACAUCGGCACUCCAACAGGAAAGUGGAUCGGUUAUCAGAUUCUCGCCGCCUUCGGGUUUAUUAUUCCAUGGCUAAUCCCUAUGAACAUUGCCCAAGCAAAUGCCAAACCCCAAGAUAUGUCAACUGUGACAGCUUACAUUUUUCUGUCCCAAACUCUCGGGGGAGCUUUCAGCGUCUCAGCCGCACAGUCAGCCUUCGUCAACACGAUGCUCAAAAAAUUAGCAACGACGGCCCCAGAUAUCAAUCCUAUGGAAGUGAUCGCAACAGGAGCAACACAGAUUCGCACAGCGUUUCCCGAUGACAUAAACGGUAUUGUCCUUGCAUAUAUGGAGGGCCUCAAAGCAACUUUCGCAAUUUCAGUCGGAAUGGUUGGAUUUGCGUGUUUGAUGAGCUUUUUCACUCCCUGGAUGAGACUGCAUGGCUCGACGGGGGCCGCUGGUUUUGCUUGA